AUGUAUCAGAUGCUGCUGUUCAAGACUCUUAGCCCUAUUCAACACAGAACUCUUUUUAUCUCUGUCACCAAGCCUACUCAACCGAAUCCGAACUCUGAGGUAGUAAAUCAACUGAACAAUUCUGCCCCCGGCUAUGAUGGCAUCACAGCACCAAUAAUUAAUUCCACUUUGCCUGCCAUUUCCCGUCCCCUGCUCCACUUGUGUAACACUUCACUUACUAAAGGCAUAUACCCAGAUAAACUCAAGACAGCAAAGGUUACUCAAGUUCACAAAUCAGGUUGCAAAACCAAUAUUCAUAACUACAGAUCAGUAUCAGUUAUGCUCGUAAUAAGUAAAAUUCUGGAAAAAAUCAUUUAUAUCAGAUUGGAAAAUUAUCUCACACGCAACAGUAUUCUGUCAGAUUGCCAAUUUGGGUUUAUAAGGAAUAUAUCAACAGGAAUGGCUGUUAUGUCUUUGACAAACCAUAUCUACAAGACCUUUGAUACUAACGAAUUCACUAUUGCUGUAUCUCUAGAUUUAUCUAAGGCCUCAGAUAUUGAUAAUCCCCCAAUUCUGCUCUCAAAACUCUCUCAUUAUGGUGUCAGGGGCUCUGCUAACCGCCUGGUUCAUUCAUAUAUGUCAAACAGAAAUCAAUUUGUUUCAUCUAUAAUGGAUCCAACUCGGAUUGCUCUCCAUUAUCUAUGGUGUACCUUAAGAGACACUUUUAGGGCCUCUACUUUUACUGAUCGACACCAAUGA
Penaeus chinensis is the source of this 738-nucleotide messenger RNA. RefSeq lists its product as uncharacterized. The coding region runs from base 1 to 738 and encodes 245 amino acids. NCBI's taxonomy places the organism in Eukaryota, Metazoa, Arthropoda, Malacostraca, Decapoda, Penaeidae. The transcript has 2 exons. The record is from RefSeq and is a predicted model, not a curated record.